Messenger RNA from Myripristis murdjan (pinecone soldierfish), 1254 nucleotides. RefSeq lists its product as uncharacterized. The coding region runs from base 1 to 1254 and encodes 417 amino acids. The transcript has 4 exons. Lineage: Eukaryota; Metazoa; Chordata; Actinopteri; Holocentriformes; Holocentridae. The record is from RefSeq and is a predicted model, not a curated record.
AUGCCUGGGCUGAGGGGGGCGCUGUGCCAACAAAACCUCAUAACACUGAAACAGCUGAUAGCUUCAGCAGGGCCAGCACUUGCAGAUGCCCGAGCGGUGGCCUCAUCAUUGGGUGUACACUCCGUCCGGCUGGUCCAGAGGAGCCUGGACAUGUGGAUGAAAAAGCUCUCAGCCAAAGAGAAGAACCUCCUUCAACAGUACAGUGAUGGCAGGGCUGAGCCAGACCCCAACGAGGAUUUUCCAGAGAUACACCUGACCCCUGACCUUGCCGGACUAAGUGGCCCCCUCCUGAAGGACUACACCAAGGAAAAGCCUACCUGCUGUGGAAGUCUGAAGUACGUCGGAAAGCUAAACGCCGUCAUAUCUGGGUAUCUGGGCACCCUCCAGAGGCGGACACAGCUCGGUGAGUUUCACCACCUCCUCCAGGAACCCCGUCUGGAUGACGGCCACUUCCAGCGCUACUUCAGGCUGACUGGAGCCCAGUUUGAGGAGCUGUUAGCUCGGGUCGGUGCCAGGAUCUCCUGGCUGGGCACCAACUACAGGCGCUCCAUCUCAGCUGCGGAGCGCCUGUCGAUCUGUCUCCGAUACCUAGCCACUGGUGACUCCUUUAGGACCAUAGCCAACAGCUUCCAUGUUGGGAUCUCCACCGUCUCUACCAUCAUCCCUGACGUUGUUGCCGCUAUUUGGGACUGCCUCAUAGAGGAAUUCAUGGCUGUGCCCACCACAGAGGAGUGGCUGUCAAUUUCAGGGAGGUUUGAGGAGAGGUGGAAUUUUCCUCUCUGCUGUGGAGCGCUGGAUGGGAAACAUGUGGUCCCGAAAGCCCCAGCAAAUUCAGGAUCACAGUUCUACAACUACAAGGGAACUUUCUCCUUAGUUCUCUUGGCAGUUGUGGACGCCCAGUACUGCUUUCGGGUGAUCGAUGUCGGGGGCUACGGGAAAACAAGUGAUGGAGGUAUCCUGGCCAACUCUGCCUUUGGUCAAGCUCUCCGAUCUGGCACCCUCCCACUACCUGCUGACCGGCCACUACCUGGAGCUGACCACAGAGGGCCCCAGCCACAUGUUUUUGUGGCUGAUGAGGCCUUUCCCCUCCGGAGAAACCUGAUGCGGCCAUUCCCUGGACGCAUCCUCCCCAGAGAGCGUCGGGUUUUCAACUACGUCUGUUCCGGGCCAGGCUGGUGGUUGAAAAUGCCUUCGGGAUCCUUGCUUCUCAGUGGAGGAUGUACCGGCGUGCCAUCGAGGUCAGUCCAGUCCUGA